This is a messenger RNA of Naegleria gruberi, 657 nucleotides long. RefSeq lists its product as uncharacterized. NCBI's taxonomy places the organism in Eukaryota, Heterolobosea, Eutetramitea, Acrasida, Naegleriidae. The annotation marks the transcript as partial. The transcript has 2 exons. The record is from RefSeq and is a predicted model, not a curated record.
GUAUUUCUUCCACCUACAGCGUAUUAUAUUCCUAAUUUUUUGACUGAAGAAAAGGAAAAGGAUUUACUUCAGAAUAUUUAUGCUGUUAAUUCGCAACAAUGGCAUAGAUUGAGUAAUAGAAGAUUGCAGAGGUGGGGAGGAAAUCCAAAUGAUAAGUUAAUGUUUGAGGAGAAAUUACCUACUUGGUUGAGUGGACAAAAUCUUGGAUUGAAUGAUUUGCAUACUUUUCCAGGAAAUAGAUCAAUUAAUCAUGUUUUAAUUAAUGAAUAUGAGGUUAAUCAAGGUAUUAAUUCUCAUAAGGAUGGUCCAGUUUAUUUUCCAAUGGUUUUCAUUUUGAGUUUGGAAUCUACAGUAAUGCUUAAUUUUACAUUAUGUGAAAAGGAUGAGGAUUAUGUGGAACAAUGUCCAUACAUAAGAAGCUUUUCAGUAAUUGCUGAGCCUAGAUCACUACUCGUUUUCACUGAAGAUAUCUAUCAUUACUAUAUGCAUGGAAUUGAAGAAUGUGAAAAGUAUGAAAUCAAUGAUGAUAUGGUUAUUGCCAAUGCAGGUCUUUUACACAAUAAGGAGCUGGCUGAAACAGGUCACGUUAUUGAGAGAUCGAAAAGAGUUUCAUUGACCUGCAGAUGUGUCAGAAAAGUAGCCAAGAAAAAUCUAUUC